GAAGAAAAAAAAUCAUUAAUUUUGUCUCACGGUUAAAAUUCAGUUUAUUGUUAAAACAAUACAAUGUUCUUCAAAUUGUCUAUUUUGUUACUAUCUUUUAUCAUAGCUGGGAUUUCUGUACUGGGAGAAUCUGAAGAUGAAAAUGAAAUUUUUAAAGAAUCUUACGACGAUUGUAGAAAAUGGUUGCACGUGCCCCUAGAUAGUACUAUUUCGAUGGGUCAGUUUUUGCAGUACAUGGGUAAAAAGAGAAGUUAUUUUUCUAUCAUGAGUGAUUAUGUUGAUAAGAAUCCUACGGCAAAUGAAAAUCAAGAUUCUAUAGAUUUAUAUCUAUAUGGUGAACUUUUUAAAAUGCUAUGCAGCACAAUUGACCUCACUGUAAAAAAAUGCGCUGCUCACAGGAAGAGUAUAGCGGCACAAAGGACACUAGUAGACGUUUUUUUUUUAGGUCCGGUAGAACCAGAAGAAUAGGUUGUCAAAAAUAUAGAUUACAAGAAAAAAAACAGACCAUUUUUCUUAGUCUAAUAAUAACAUGAAUUGAACAUUUUUGAAACUAUAAUAUUAAAAUGUUAAAUUUUUGGUAAAUUUUGAAUUGUCAAUUGUAGUAUUAAUAUUAUAAAGAAUAUUCAUUUUUAAUAAAUUUUUGUUAGAAAUUAAAGUAUUUUGAUAUCAUCGGCUAUAUAUACAAUAUAACUAUUUAAAUGUACAUAAUAAAAUAGAUCAUUAAUCAAACCCUUAA
Adelges cooleyi (spruce gall adelgid) is the source of this 736-nucleotide messenger RNA. RefSeq lists its product as uncharacterized. Bases 64 to 468 code for a protein of 134 amino acids. The transcript has 3 exons. NCBI's taxonomy places the organism in Eukaryota, Metazoa, Arthropoda, Insecta, Hemiptera, Adelgidae. The record is from RefSeq and is a predicted model, not a curated record.